Messenger RNA from Diversispora eburnea, 1188 nucleotides. The record is from the annotation of a GenBank genome assembly. Lineage: Eukaryota; Fungi; Glomeromycota; Glomeromycetes; Diversisporales; Diversisporaceae.
AUGAAUAAAUUCCUUAAUAAUUAUCUUCCAUUAUUUCGACGCAACUUGACUACUUCGCGACCUACCACCUUUAGACAUUUUAAUACCAAAACUUCACCAUUUAUUCCAAAUCAUAUAAAUCAUUAUGAUAUUACGAAAACGUUAAAAAAAGAUGUCAUUCGUAAUUGUUUCGUUCGUUCUUUUCAUAGUAAUCUUUCAUCAAAUUUUCAAGUAACCGAAAAAUCAAAUAAACCUCAUUCUACUCAAUCACAAAAAUUUCUUGAAGCAUAUUAUGAUAAACCUAUAACAUCCCACCUUCAUCAUCAUAAUUUAUUAGAUUUGGAAUUAUUCGAAAAAACCUUCUAUUCCCCUCGUAAUAUCAUUUAUUCUUUUUGUCACGGAGCUUCGGGCAUUCCAAAAUGUGCCGAACAAUUAGUUUCCACUGUUCCGGAUGGAAAAUAUUUUAGUGUAGGAUGCGGUCAAGAUAGUUUCUUCCAGAGAUAUGAUUCAUUAGGUGUGGCGGAUGGAAUUGGUGGAUGGCGAUGGCGUGAUGUUUCAAAAAAUGAUAAUAUCGAGUUAGAUAAAUAUGAUAAUGUUGAUAAUGAAAAAUAUUAUCAUUAUAAUGAUGUCAAUCCAGUUGAUAUUUUGCAAGAUAGUUAUGAUCAGUGUUUACGCGAUUGUCAAAUUGAGGGAAUUAUUGGAUCCACAACUGCGCUGAUCGCAAUUUUACGUGAAGAUGAAUUAAGAAUAGUUAAUCUUGGUGAUUCAUCUAUUAUCGUCAUUCGUGGAAGAGAUGUUAUAUUUCGUAGCGAAAUACUUCAACAUAGUUUCAAUUUUCCAUUUCAAUUGGGAACUGGAUCAUGUGAUACACCUCAAAAGGCUAAAUCAUAUAAAAUUAAAAUUCAAAAGGGAGAUAUAGUUAUAUUAGGUUCCGAUGGUCUCUUCGACAACGUUUUCGAGGAAGAUUUAUUAGAUGAACUUUAUAAAUUUAUUUGUCCUAAGAAAGGAACCUUUAAUGCUAGACCACAAGUAAUAUCAGAUGCUAUAACUUGUCGAGCAAAGAAUGCUAGUGAAGAUCUUAAUACUCCAAGUCCAUUUGCCAGUCAAGCAAUGGAAGAAGGGUUAUAUUAUCAAGGUGGAAAAAGUGAUGAUAUAAGUGUUGCUAUAGGGAUUAUCUCAAACCCCAAAGAACUAAAUACAUAUAGAUAA